Molecule: messenger RNA, 2016 nt
Organism: Diceros bicornis minor
Lineage: Eukaryota; Metazoa; Chordata; Mammalia; Perissodactyla; Rhinocerotidae
Product: flavin-containing monooxygenase 5-like
Exons: 10
Coding region: 1-2016 (671 amino acids)
Molecular function (GO): flavin adenine dinucleotide binding; NADP binding; N,N-dimethylaniline monooxygenase activity
Source: RefSeq, a predicted model, not a curated record
AUGGCAGUGUCUCGUUUGAAAGCUUGCAGUGAUGGAAGCCUCAUUGAUCGUAGGAAAAGUCUUGCGAGUGGUGGAUGCCUUUCCCACCCAGAUGUCGGAACCUGCUCUGCUCCUUGUUCUGCCCUCCAGGAGUGCUUUAAGCACUUGUUCCCUGCACGCCUGGACAGCUUCUCCCUUCUGCCUGUGUACUGCAGGUUCUUCAGCCAGUCUGCCUCUUAUCUGGGCAUCAGGCCAGAAAUACAGGCUGACCCCACUUGUCACGAGAUAAGCCUCUUUGAAAAUCUAGCCUCAUCUUCUCUGAAUUUUGUGGAUGAGCCUGUUGCUAUGAUACCAAUGGUGCAGCUGCUAAACCAGAACUCAGAUAUUAGAGAACUGCUAAACUCAAUAGCCUUCUUUUCAGAGGACGCAGUGCUGGGAAAAAGAAUUGCAGUGAUUGGUGCCGGUAUCAGUGGCUUAGGUGCCAUUAAGGUCUGUCUGGAGGAGGGACUGGAGCCCACCUACUUUGAAGGAAGCGAUGACAUUGGAGGAAUGUGGAGAUAUGAGGAGAAGGCUAAGGCUGGCAGGCCAAGUAUGUAUAAAUCUAUCACCAGCAACACUUCGAAGGAAAUGACAGCCUACAGUGAUUAUCCCUUCCCUGAUCAUUUCCCCAACUACUUGCCCAAUUCCAAAAUCGUGGAGUACCUCAGGAUGUACGUUAAACACCUUGGCCUUAUGAAGCACAUCCAGUUUCUGUCGAAGGUGUGCAGUGUGAGGAAGCGCUCCAACUUCUCUUGCACAGGACAGUGGGAUGUUGUGGUUGAGGCUCAAGGGAAGCAGAAAUGCUAUGUCUUUGAUGGCUUUAUGGUAUGUAGUGGCCUUUAUACAGAUCCCUUCUUGCCUCUUCAGAACUUUCCAGGAAUCAAGAGGUUCACAGGUCGAUACAUCCACAGUAGGGAAUACAAGAGCCCAGAGAUAUUCAGGGGGAAGAAGAUUGCUGUGGUUGGCGUUGGAAAUUCUGGAGCUGAUUUGGCGAUCGAGUUCAGUCAUGUAGCUGCACAAGUGUUUCUCAGCACAAGGCGGGGUGCAUGGAUUUGGAGCCGGGUCUGGGAUUAUGGGAUGCCUAUGGACACUGUUCUCUCCACUCGUUUUAGCACUGUCCUCAACAAAUUUUACCCUUCAUUCUUAAUCAACAGAUUGGGAGAGAAUAGAUUAAACGCUCAAUUUAACCAUGACAUUUAUGGUUUGCUACCUCAACACAGCUAUCUAAGCCAUCAAGCUACUUUCGGCGAUGAUCUACCCAACCACAUAAUUUCUGGAAGAGUUCUGAUAAAACCAAAUGUUAGAGAGUUCACGGAGAUAUCGGCCAUCUUUGAAGAUGGCACAGAAGAGGACCUUGAUGCUGUUGUCUUCGCCACAGGAUAUACUUUCUCUUUCCCCUUUUUGGAAAAUGAUUCAACAGUUCUGGACAGCCAGUGCUCCAUGUUUAAAUUUGUUUUCCCUCCUCAGCUAGAGAAACCAACACUAGCUAUCAUUGGCAUCCUCCAACCACUGGGAGCCACCAUUCCCACAUCAGAACUCCAGAGCCGAUGGGCUGUUCGUGUCUUCAGGGGAUUGAACGAACUACCUUCGAUGAGUGUCAUGAUGGCUGAUGUAAAGAAGAGGGAAAAAAUGUUGAACAAAGAAUUGCUGAGUAAUCCUUGUAAUAAGCUCAGAGUGAAGUAUGUGGAUUACAUGGAUGAAAUUGCCUCUGAAAUAGGAGUGAAACCCCACCUAUUCUCACUCUUCCUGUGGGAUCCAAAGCUGUUUAUGGAAGUUUUCUUUGGACCAUGCACACCUUGCCAGUACCGCCUACAGGGUCCAGGGAAGUGGGCUGGGGCCCCGGGAUCCACCUUGACCCAGAGACAGUGUAUCAUCAAGCCCCUGAGGACUCGCGUCCUCACCUAUAACCAGCCUCUGUACUCGGUGCCAUUUUGGCUUAAAUGUGUCUAUGCAGUUCUUCUCCUCUUUGUUCUUGCUUUGGUCAUUGUUAAAGGAUAA